Molecule: messenger RNA, 2213 nt
Organism: Bradysia coprophila
Lineage: Eukaryota; Metazoa; Arthropoda; Insecta; Diptera; Sciaridae
Product: prion-like-(Q/N-rich) domain-bearing protein 25
Source: RefSeq, a predicted model, not a curated record
GUGGUGGUUAAAUGAAAUUCGAUUAAAUUUCUUAACGUAACUGGUUCGGAGUUGACGACCCAAAUAAAUUGUGAUUUUAUUCCAGAAAUGUUUGUCUGUUGUUUAUUUACGAUUUGUGAAAGUGCUUUGUGCUUUGUCGUAUGGUGAAAAUAGUUUGUUUUUUUUUCGCUUGUGUGUUUAAUUCGACCAUUUGAAUCAACAGAUAUACUACGUUGCAUUUUGUGAAAAUAUUUUUAUUUGAAUCGGGUGGCUUUUCAUUGAUAACAAAAAUCAAUCGGCUAUAAAACAGUUGAGUGGAAACGGUCUGAUUUUGGUAUUUAUGGACUUUAUUGGCCAUGCGAUUUGGAUACCGAUUGCAAUACCACAGAAGGUGCAUUUUGCUUAAACAAUGUGUGUCAAUGUUCGGUCGGCUAUGUGUUUUCUGAGGACAUAACUACUUGCAUCAAAGAAUCGUUGUAUGGAGAGGAAUGUGUUGCCAGUAGUCAAUGCUCUCAUAUGCUUACCGGAUCAAAAUGUACUGGUGUUUGCGAAUGUGUCGAAGGUUACAGCUAUAUCAGAGGAAGAUGCAAACAAUUGGUCGAACUACACAGUCCCUGCACUCAGGAUACUGACUGCUUCUUUGGAUAUGAUAGAGAUUCCGUUGUUUGCAAGGAAAAUUUGUGCGAAUGUUCCGAAGACUUUUACGAAAGGUCUGAGAACAUAUGUCGUCGCAAAUCUAUGAAUGCGGGUGAUCCAUGUGCGGUACAUCAGGAUUGCCAUGGCGAUAAUUUAGAAUGUAUAAGCUUAAGUUGCACACCAACCACAGAUUCGACAAACACCAAUAACGGUAGACGAUUAUCGCGUGAAAUCGGAAUACAGACAAGCAUUGACGUUAUUGAAACCAAAGACGUAUCCACUUCCAUCGACAAAUCGACUAUACUCAUUCCACACAAAACGCCAAGAGUCCAAGGACGGCAAUUUGGCACCGCGUGUCCGACAGAGAAUGCACCUUGCGACGGUUUUUCUCAUUCUGUAUGCUUACAAGGAACGUGCCAAUGUCGAAAGGGCUACUACCUAAAGGACGACUUAUGUAAAGCGGAGAUCGGAGAAGUAGCGGACACGGCAGAAUUAUGUGAGGGCACCGAUGCCUUUUAUGAUGCCACAACAAGGAAAUGUUCCUGCAUUAGAAAUUAUUUCGCUUUAAAUAACCUAAGGUCAUGCAUCAAACCAAGUCCAAGUUUUGCCAAUUCAUGUACCGAACAAAGUCAAUGUACUCCAUAUGGUGCAGCGUACUGUCCCGGUUUAGAUCAGCGAAGAAUAUGCACAUGUCAUAAUUAUGCUGUGUACGAUGCAAAUACUCAACUAUGUGUUCCGAAAACUGGGCUGGGUUCCCUCUGUCGGCCAACGGCGGAUGAUUGUUCGACUAGGGAAGCGAAUACCGUUUGCAGUACCAAUAACAAUUUGUGUUCAUGCCAAGAAAAGUACAUUGAGAUUGACGGAAAGUGUAGACCGGGUGAAAAUGUCAACUGUGCCCAAGACUCCGAUUGUGCCAUGAAAAAUUCCGAAUGUACUGAUGGUGGUACCGAAACGAACAAUAAAGUGUGUAAAUGUAGAAAAGGUUUUCUGUUUGUCAACGACGAUUGUCUGAAAGAAGCAACUGAAUACAACGAAGAGUGCAUCGAUACUGAACAGUGCAAACCUCUUCUGGGAGACUUGGGAAAAUGCGUCGACUUCAAAUGUGCUUGUGAAGAGCAGCUACAUUACAAUCAAGGAAAAUGCUACGAAAAGCGAGCUCUGGGAGAAAAAUGUUCUCGUCCAGCUGAAUGUUUUGUGACCGCCGAACCCGACCAAAUCGAAUGUAGAAAUGCAGUGUGCGAAUGCCCGUUCGGAACUCAAAAAGACGUGGAGCGACAAGUUUGCAGACCUGUUGCAAAGAAAAAUUCUUCCGAUCGACCAAGCGUUCUUAAAGUAAUCACCUUGUUGUUAACAACAGCGGCAAUUUUAAUAACCACUGCCGCCAUCAAGGAAGCAUAUUACUAGCAAUAUUUUGUAUAUAAUAAGAUUAAUUCAAUUAAAAACUAGUUAUCGGAAACAGAAUUUUAUUUAAUUAGGUAAUUUUCAAAAGCUUUUUACUUGAGAAUAGUAAAAUUAGAAUUACGUUAGUUAGUAGAAGAAAAUUUAAAAUUCCUUAUACACUUGAUUGAUAUUAUAAUUACAUUGAAUUUGUUAUAAAA